Molecule: messenger RNA, 1513 nt
Organism: Phialemonium atrogriseum
Lineage: Eukaryota; Fungi; Ascomycota; Sordariomycetes; Cephalothecales; Cephalothecaceae
Exons: 3
Coding region: 284-1312 (342 amino acids)
Source: RefSeq, a predicted model, not a curated record
CUGGGCAGGCCAUGGUGUGCCCACUGUCCAUCAACUGCACCAACCAAUCCUCCAUGUGCUGGAUCCACGCCACGCGGUCACCAGUGGCACAACUCAUGCAUGACGCCGAGGAGGGACACUCACUGGUGAUCAUACCCUUGUUGCGUGACACCAUGCCGAUGGCCUGUCGAUCUUCCAGUUCAAAUGUAGGCUCCCUCAAUCGUAAUCGCAUACUUCUUGACCCCAUUUCGCGACUUCAGCAACUCGUCAACAUUUCAGGUGCCUUGUCACAAAUUCAACCAAGAUGCCCGCCAAAUACCCACCACACAACGACAGGGCAUUUCGCAACGUCCAUGCAUGGGACGAUGGAUUUGAGUAUAUCCGCCCAGAUGCAAAUGGUCCCAGCAGAGACCCUUCAACUCCCGACAUCUCUCCACCACUCGCACCAUCGAGGCCGUUGAAUAGAACAUCUCGAUAUGAGCCAGACCGCCUCCCCAGGUCCCGGCCCCCCUCCCCCCCACCAUCCGACCACGCCCGCCCGCGGCGCAGCCGUCGGGACCGCAGCCCCCCACCCCCAUACGCCACCCCGGGGCCGACGCGCUCCCCGACCCCGCCCCGCAGACGGGACCGGGACGACAGGCGGGCCCGCGAAGCAGCACGCUACCCCCCAUCCGCCUCGGCGGCGCGCAGACCGCCGCCCCCGACCAGAUACGACACGGCACCACUACCGGCACGCCGCGGAUCCUCCCGGCGUGGGCACGGCGGCGACAGCCCUCCCCCGCGCCGCCGCAGGGCCAUCUCACCAUCGCCAUCCCCGCCCCCACCGCGCACCCGCCCAAGGCCCCGCUCCCUCGAUCGGGGCGCCCGGACCCGCGACCGCGAUCGCGCCCUGACCCCGCCCCCCGACAAGAGGCGACCGCCCGUGACGCGGUCCAAGACGACGGGGGCCAAGGGCAGCAGCGGCGGCGGCAGCGGCGGCGGGGGAGGUCUCGGCCUCGGCAUCGCCCUCGGGCCCCGGUGGCAGGCUGCCGCGUCGGCGGCUGUCAAGUCGGGCGCGGCGGCGGCGAUGAGCAUGCGGUCGCAGCCCGGGGCGUGGGCGGGCGAGAAGGGGGCCAGGGUCGCUACUGCGGCGCUGAGCGCUGCGGCGAUGGAUGCGCUAGCGGGGAGGAAGGCCGGCGGUGGUAGUGGUGGUGGUGGGGGGCGGGAGGAGAAGGCGAGGGGCGGGGGAGGGGAGAGGAGGAAGAGCGGGGUUGAGGGGCUGGGGGGUGCGCUGGGGGGGAUUUUGUUGGAUCAGAUUGCGAGGAGGGGGAGUAAGAAGGAGAAGAAGCGUUGAGCUGGGGGGCGGGGGGCUUGCUUGAAGGACCUGGAUAUCUGCAGUUGCAUAGAUUGGGUAGAAGUACGGCGUUUGUUUGCAAUGCUGCGCGCAGCAUGGAUGUGUUUCCAAGAGACGAGAUUAAUACCAACUCUUUUCCCCGUCAUUGCCGGUUUGCAUCCCUAGCUACAUAGACAAAAGCAAGUUGAUUUGAGCUUCUGG